Messenger RNA from Fusarium sp. VM40, 675 nucleotides. The record is from the annotation of a GenBank genome assembly. NCBI's taxonomy places the organism in Eukaryota, Fungi, Ascomycota, Sordariomycetes, Hypocreales, Nectriaceae.
AUGGGCCUUUUCAAAACAACAGACCUUCGCGAAGAGUGCGAAAAGAGUGCCCGUAUUCUUAAAAGCUUCGCCGACAAGGGCAAGAUCCCCUCAAAUGUCAUCAGCAACGCAAAAGGCCUAGCAAUCUUCACCGGCUUCCGAGCAGGCAUGUACUUUGCAGGCGCAGGCGGCUCCGGCGUUGUAAUUGCCAGACUCCCCGAUGGAACAUGGUCUUCCCCGUCUGCCUUUUCCGUCCGCAGUGGCAGCGUCGGUCUUGUAUAUGGCAUCGAUGUGUACGACUGUAUCUGUGUUCUUAACACCCAGGAAGCAGUCGAUGCAUACAAAAAGUCGGAAGUCAACCUUGGCGGCGCCGUCGCCCUGGCAGCUGGACCACUGGGUGGAACCGCCAAUGUUGGUGAGGUGAAACCUGUGUGGACAUACACCAAGUCUCGUGGAAUCUACGGUGGCUUGACUGUGGAUGGAACGGUUAUCAAGGAGAAGCGGGACGUCAAUGCAGAGUUCUAUGGCGGUGAAAUCUCUUCGGCUCAGAUCCUUGAUGGUCAAGCGCAUGCUGGCUGGUCUCCUCGCAUCCAAGAGCUGUUGGAGGUUGUCAAAGCGGCUGAGGGGAAGAACGCAGAUAAGAGUAUUCUGCAGGGUGUUAGUACGGAGCCUACUCCCGGAGAUUUGACGGAGUAG